AGUGGCCAACGGGCUCAUCGAGACGUCUGGACGCAACUGCUUUCAUCCCCCAUUUAUUAAUUUAUUUAUUUUUGUCACCGUGAGAAAUAAAGUGCCAGUGUGGAGCAGGGACAGCAGUAGCUGCGCGGCACUUGCGGCGGUGGAUCGCCGGAGACGGAGCUUUUUCUCUCUCUGCGCCGAUAAGUUAAGCGCGACAAGCCGCUGACCUGCGAGCAUCCUCCGAGGGAAACUGUGCAUUUGACUCGCUUAACGAGCGUCAGUUUUCAUCUCUUCGCCGCUCAUCAUUUGUUGCUGUCGUGGCUCCGUUGUCCAGCGGUCCGAAGGCUGUGCAAGCCCGCGCACUGACGGAUCCAGAAAGACCACGAGGAUCACAGGUGAUUUAUAACAAUACUGCUCUUCUUGAUGCUGUGUAUGUGUGCGUGUGUGUGUGUGUGUGUGUGUGUGUGUGUGAAUGUUUGUGUGGAGGGGGGUGCUUCUUUUUAUUUAUGCAUAUCAGUCUAAUUUACAUCAAUGUUUAGGUUUUACAACAGCUGACUUUAAUUGGGGGAGCACUGUCGUGUAGUUUAUGCCAAAAUUAGUGCGCAAGUAAAGAUCUGAAUGCUCAUGCAUGUCCUUAAAUUAAUCAGCAUCUAUCAGAAAGCAUUGAGCUUGAUAUAAAUGAGUUAGUUUGGGGAAAGUAAUUAGUGUUGUUGCACCUGUAGGGGCUACAUAUAUGUACUAGUGUGAGUGAAUUGUUUGGGUAUUUGGAUGUAAACAGGGCUAAGGCUGUUCUGGGGAGCAUCUGAGGGAUUUCAGUGGCUGCACAGAGUCAGCCUGCCCACACUCUACAGAAUGCUACAUCCUGUCAACACAGGGCUCCAACAGCAGAGGAGGCAGCCAAAAAACAUACUACACUGCACUUUUCAUUUCCAAAAAAAAAACAAAAAAAACAACUCAUCCUGUUUAGGGGAGUAGGUGGUCGGGUCUUGGAAAGAUACAUGUUCUGGGCACAGUGCUUUAUAGUUUCAUUGUCAUUGCCUGUUAAUUAUUAUAUUUUUUUAACCACAUUGAGAUGUGUUUGCAUUUUUGUUUGAAUGAUGCCUCGUCUCUGUGUGUUACUGAAGUGACGGUCAAAAAGGAGGCUUUCUACAAUCCUUCCUUAAGUUCUUCUCUGAGUAAUAUGAGCAGAUCCAGCUGAUUUACAGUCCUCUCCUCAGUCCAGUUCCCGCAGACAGGCUCUAGGCAAAUUCUCACCUUGUGCCACCACACCUAAUCUUAAUAUUAUGUCUCAAUAUGAUACGUCAGUUUAGCAUUAUUUGUUAAGACAAACUUAUCUUUGAUUUGGGUCACUCCUAAGAUUUACAGUCAGAGGAUAAAACUCAAUUAGGCAGCCCUGCAGCAAUCUUUACUCACUGGCAGAUGGCUUAAUACUCUUGGAUCCUGCCUUAGUGUCCCUUAUUGCUCUAAUUGGAUUUCAUCAUUUCACACUGUUUAUCCAUAUAAAAAUGAGUUUUUUAAAUGUGGCAUCAUUAAUUCAAUACAUUCUCAGCCCUGUCAGAUCCAAGCCCACUAGCCACUGCUGUCUAAACAUUUCACGUCUCAUCCCUGAUGAUCUGCUCCGUCAUAAAUUGAAGUAGACCUCUGCGUAAAUUGUUGCAUUCCCCAUGUGUUAUUGAUGGCAUGUUGGGAUGUUUGAAUAGUGUAUUCAGGGGGAUAUGCAAUGUGUAAUAAAUCAAACACACACACACAUACACACAGUGAUGAGGGCGUAUUGUCUGUCUGAGUUAAUUCUUGCCCUGAGGAGACGGCUUUCCUUUGAAUGACAUCCAGUUGGAUUCCACAAAGGGACAUGGCAGGAGUUUUAUUCUCUAAGACAAUGUGAAUGUGAUGUGAGUUUUGGAGGCUCACUGUCAGACCUACAUUCAGCCCAGAACAACGGUAGCCUCAAACAAAAAUCAAAACAAGAAGGAUGUUGUAUCCCCGCUGCAUCUUCAGUCACCAUGUGGCUCGGAGCGGUCUGAUCAAAUUUGAGAAUAUUCUUCAAAAUACUGCUCUGAAAAACAAAUGCUAAUAACACAUAAACAAAAAUAUCUUGUGUGUAAAAUAUUCCUGGAGAUGAAAGCACUGCCUCGGUACAUUUGGCUCUGUUUAGAGCAUUAUUGUGUGAGUGUAACAGCUAUCAACCCCCCUGGAAGAAUCUGUCAUGAGCGACAGAGUAAAACACGAGGCAGGACAGCCUGAACAUGACUUCACUGCUGCACUUGAUCUUAUUGAAUUAUUGCUAAUCUAGUCUAUAUGAAGAACAGUGUCUUAUGAGUCCAUCUAGAGCUGAAAUCUCACUCCGAGUCCAGGUUGUUGUGUCAAGCCUUAUAGGUGGGUUUUGCUCUGCUGGGUAAUGAAAACGACAAUAAUUCAUGAGUCAUAAAUCAAUGUGAUGGUGAGCAUCAUUGAACCGUGAACUAACAGCCAGGUUGGAUUCCUGCUUGAUUAAUCAUUCGUCUGCACCUCAGUGGUCAAACCGGCAGUGUUCAAUAGCCUUGGAUGUAAACAGAACUUUGGCCUUUGACAGAGGGGCUCAUAUUUUCAUUGAUGCUAAUGAGUGAUCGCGCCGGGGCUGAGCUUGAAAACCUGAUUAUUCACUGUAGUGCAGGACACCACUUAAACCUUAAAAUGUCAAUAAAAAGAGGAGGAAAGAUCACCAGUCCUUUACGGUAUCAGCACAGUGAGGUUUACUGCAACAAACUGUUAUUAUACAUUGAAUCAUGAAUAAAAGGUAUAUUUGGUCUUUUUUCAGCCACACAGACAGGAGGUUACAGCUGCGAGAUCUGUGAAAUGCAAUCUAUCUAUCUAUCUAUCUAUCUAUCUAUCUAUCUAUCUAUCUAUCUAUCUAUCUGUAAAUAAUAUAUCUAUAAAUCUUUUUUAUCUAUAUUUGUAUAUCCAUGUAAAGAUCUAUAUCAAUAGAGAUAUAUCUGUUUAAUUCAAUUCAGGAAGCUUUAUUGGCAUGACUGAUUGUAAAAUAACAAUGUUGCCAGAGCAUUUACAGACAUUAAAUCAGUUCAACAAAUAUAUAAAAAACUACUGAACAUGGAGGUAAAAAAAAGUUCUUAUAUCAUAAAAGCAGUACUUGUAUUUUUACAACCAUUAAAAUCUUUCCAUAGAUUAAUGUUUUCAUAGAUAUAUGGAUGUAUUAACUAUAUAUGUAGUGUUAUUUGAUGACUUUAAAACCAUUAAAAUAAAAUUAAAACUGUAUUUUUUAUUUUUUGCUCAAAUUUUUUUAGAUUGUAUUUACCUUUUCUGUUUUGAUCAAGAGGCUGUUUUUGUUUUUAAAGGUGCAGUGUGUAAAAGAGUUGGACUAAUGAAUUGGUUUGCUGAAUCGGGUCAAUAAUUUGUGUUUUUUCAUUCAAUUGGUGUCAUGUUGGCAUCAGCACUUUCAAAGCUGAUAUUUCAAUAAUCUUUGGCUGACUGAUAACAUUUUUCUUCUCAUCCCCAAUGACAAAUCUGAAGCAGUGACUUGUCAGUGUUUUAAUAUAAGGUAUGCUAUCACCGUUAAAUCAACCCACACUACGUAUCAGAAAAAUCUGCUAUGUGAUAUCUUUGUCCUUUCCACUGAUUCAUUUAAAAUUCAUCUUUGGAUGGAAUAAUGAAUCUGUGAAUGACUUUCUUUGAGUCUUGUCAAAAACUCAAUAUUUUCCUUAUAUAAUUUUUCUGUCCAUAUUCAGAUAGCUGGACAAAAAUUCAAAAGUCCCUUUUGGUGGACUGAGACAAAUAUUUUUCCAUCUACAUUUAUUUGACAAAAUAUUCACUCAAGUUUAGUCUCAGAACUUAAACGGUUUAUUUUGGUAUUUUUCAGUCAGCUGUCCUGUUGAGCUCCAGUGUGUAACAGUGAGCAGCAUUUAGCAGAUUGUACUUGCUUUGUGGAAAUCAGUAUUUGAUAUUCUUUAGUAUGUUUAGUUAGACUUGUAGUCACCUGAAUAUAAAAGUGGUUUUGUUUUUGUUUACUUGACAUGAGCCUUUUAUAUCUACAUUAGAGAAGGUUCCUCCUGAAGAGGCCGCUACCUUGUGUCUCCAUGUUUUCACUGAAGCCCAGAGGAGUUGGGGGGCUGUUUUAACCCGCAAAAUAAUUUUUGCUGAUAGACAUUUUUAAUGUUAAAAUUGAGGAAAACACUUAUGCAUCAGAGUGGUGUUUUAUCCUUGAAGGCUGCUGGAGCAUUUUACUCCAGAAUCUGAGCGCCAGAUAUCAGUAAAUAUCUCUAUCUUUACACACACUGUACCCUUAAUGUCACUUGGUUAUUGCUUGGACCACUUCAGCUCUUGGCACCACACUGAGACCUGUCAGCAGCAGAACAGAUGUGGAAACAAGGAAACCGCAUGGCCUCUUAGCUCUGUGCAGUUAAAAAGAUAAAUGUUGCUCAAGAAAGAAAACAGCUCAUUUUCUCGUGUUAAUAAGAAUUUGUUUUCCCGAGAUAAUUAUUUGGGUUUUUUUUUUCCACUUAGAGCUGAUUUCUUUGCCCUGAAGUGUUUUCAAAGGUUGUUGGCUCAUAUAAAUCCUAGUAAAGCACUGAUUAAGUGCUGCUACCAGGUGUUAUUUUUUACUUUAGUGAGUAGGCUUUACUGAGGAUGGGCCAUUUCAGUUCAGAUGAGUGAGGAGUUCAGGUGUUACUGAGGGAACACUUGGAUGGGAGCAGUGUUGGUUCAAAUCAAUAUCUACAGCAUCAGGUUCAGAUCCUAAACUGACUACAGAGAACAGCAGUUGCAGGAAACAACAAAUAAAGCCAUGUCAACAAAAUCAUGUUCAGAAUUUACCUCUAUAAUAUCCUGUAGUCGAAGCAUCUACCUUAUACUGCAGAAAUAUAAAGAAACUCAGUCUUCUGUAGUCUUUGUCAGAUUGUAGUCAGUUUUAUCCGUCUCGCUUGAAUAUUUUUGCAAGCAGCCUAUUCAAGUUAGAGCAGUGGAGCACAACAAAAAAACAGCAAAAACACAACAAACCAAAAAACCAGAGAGAAUAACAUUGUUCUCUGUUUUGCUGCAGGGGGGGAAGAUAAAUCAAUGACCUUUCACUUAAUGGCUCGUACGCAAAAGUAUAAAUGUAAGACUGUUUUCAAAUGCUUGGAUAAGGGGAGUGCAGAGAGGAAGUGUCCACUAAUGCACCAGAGAAUCUUAUUUAUGGUAGUUGCUGGUGCAAAAAAACAGAAAUUUGUGUUUCCAUCUUGCAAAUAUAAUUGACAUGACAUUAAGCACUUGGUACAAAAAAUUAGUCCUGUUGCAUUUCAGGAUCACAAAUGUAAGCAAUCAAUUUUUUCAAACAAUUGUGUGCACAGAGAGAUGGCUGGAAACACGUAGUUUAUGGAAAGAACAAAAGAAUAUGACAGGAAAUGGCUGCUCGAAUACUAUCCGAUCUUCCUACCAUUAAAUGACCAAGAAAUAAUCAAAAGUGUGUCUUAGUGCUUUGUGUUUCUCUGUGGGAUUGUGCUCUGAGUCCAUGAAUUUCUGCCUAAGAUAUUGCAGCUUGUUUAUCACAGAUAAAAUAAUUUCUGUUUACGAGAAGGCUCAGUGUUUUCUUCAAACUGUGUCUAAAAUGUAAAGAACAACAUCAGAAAUAUGUAACCACACAGUUGUUGCUCUGGUGCGCUUUACCCAUGCAGAAAAAAAGAGCGGUGUGUAACUCGAUGUAGCAGAGCUCAGCAAAUUAGUCAGCAAGGCCUUCAGUCUGAUUUGUGUUUGGUGGAGGAAUAGGGGAAGGACCGGGUCUAUUUUUGGGCUUAUUGUCAUGCAGAAAGUUGCUAUAUAGUCAGUAGGUGCUGUCCAGGUUAUUUCAAGUUGUCCACAAACGUGCUUUCUGUGGUCUAAUAUCACUCUGCAGUGUUUGGUACUUUAAAAGCCACAGGGCUCAGUAUUAUCACUGAUUCUGAUUCACGAGGUCCUGACUCAGUUUGUUCUUCUAUUUGACCUGUUUCAAUUUUCAAAAUGUCUGAUUAUUUGUUUGAGGAUGAUUCAGUUACACUGCCUUUUUGUUAAGAUAUGGAAGAGAUCAACAGAUGAGCCACAUGAGGAAACUUCCUAAAUGAAAACAACCUUAAAGCAGUUACACUAAAAUUUAUCACUGCGGUAAACAAAAUGAGUCUAAUGUAUCUAAUAAUCUAAUAAUCUAAUAUAUAUAUAUAUAUAUAUAUAUAUAUAUAUAUAUAUAUAUAUAUAUAUAUAUAUAUAUAUAUAUAUAUAUAUAUAUUAGACUCAGAUUCAAUUUUAUUAUUGUCACGAAGUUACAGCACAAACAUAUAACAUACACACAGACAAAUACCACCGGCAAUAAGCAAUUGCACACCAAUCAUCAUUAAAAUAAUGCUAAAAUAGUAUUAAAAUGCAGGGUCUGGGUCUGCAAUAUAUAAUAUAAUGUAUAUAACUUAACCAUGUUUGUCUAUAAUAAACAUGUAACAUCUUAAAAAUGAAUCUGCAUAGAAAUUCAGAUUGAAGCUGUGUAAAUCUCAGAGUAUACCCACACUUAAUUGAAAGUUAACCUGUGUACCAAAAGUGACUUUGAGGUGUAACUGUGCAAAUUCAGCCUCAUUAUGAAUAAAUGCAGAAUUGUGUGGUUGAAUGUCAGGCUCAGUCAGCUUUUUCAAUAAAGAUACCACUGCCCACUGGCUUCAAAACUCCACCUUAUAAACGUGACUGAGGCUACCAUCUUUCAUACACUCCUUGGUUUUGAAGUACCAGCCUCUCAUAAGGCCUGAUCACCCUGUGCUGGGUUCACAAGACAAGGGGCCACCCACAGGAAAAGUGAAAUAUAAAGAGAUCAGUCUCAGGAUUUGAUUAAUCACCAUCUUGUUGAAUUAAAAAACAUGUUUGAAUAGAAAAAUCUAUUUUUGAACCAGCCCUACAGAGCUCUUCAACUGCUGAACUGAACAGUCGAGUGUGCACAGCCACCAUGGACCUUUCUGUACUGAGAGAGGGAGGGAGGCUGUGAGCCUCAAAUACAGCCUGGAGCAAACAAAAUAAUUCACUCCAUGGAAUUGGCUUGAAAUAAUCAGUUCACGUUUACUGUAGUGAAAGACCAAACAGCCUGUGCAAGAGUGAGGCUCAUUCAUGUGCUUUCUGUAAUUUUCUGCACAACAGUGGACCUGAGCAAAGCUGCGGGGGCCUUUGGUCACUCUUAUUAACUGCUUUUUAGCUGGAUUAAGCCACUGUUUGUUUUAUUCUUCUGAGUUGCAAACAGAGAGAGAAAUAUAGGUCCAUGUCCAGCCUCUAGGUUCUGUAGGCAGUUAGUUCAUGGGUGAAAACCAGCUUGGGGGCCAUGCAGUGCUCAGUCCUGAUGGAGUAUACAGCAGAGCAGCAGUCGCAGCAUUAAACGUGUGACAGCUAGUAACAGCUGUUAAGGUGGAGAGGUGUGGCUGAGAAAAAACCAAAUGAGGUCCUUUUACUAAUGAGGAUCAUCUUGCUCUCCCUCUCCUUCAGCUGCAGCAGCAGUGUUAUCGGUAUGCACCUCAUUCUGCUUCCUCUCAGUUUCACAGCAGCUCCAAGGAUCCUGCCUCAAACAUCGAAAUUCAGCUAAAACGCUGCUCAAAUACCAGUCGUGCAAGCAGUCAAUUUUAGGCUUGUCCCUAAGAAUGGAUCAGAAUAUAUGAAUACUAAAAUGCUUGACUUAAAACAUAUGGAGCGGCUUUAGCUUCAUUGUUGGGGCUAGAUGGGUUGCCCCAUGUGAUCCCUGCUCUCCUAGACUUGGUACAAGUAUGUGCCGAAGCAGAUUUGCAUCGUUUUGUUUCUGUUGAAUUCAUUUGAAUAACAUCACAAUGGCUAUUUAGACAUUUCUAGUGUUGAUGGAAGUUUGCAAAUCAGUCAACAUGGUGAACUGUCCUCAAACGAGCACGAGGUAACACAAGAGCUGAGUGAAUCAGUAAGAAGUACUCUCACCAUGUAAACAGGAACAUGUCUGAAGCCUGUUAAACAGAGCUCAGCCAUGACACACAACAUUUGGUGAGGAAAUAAAUGGAAGUAGGCCACCGACAGCAGGAAAACAUCAUAGCAUGCAUUUAAAUUUCAAGAUGCUGCAGUAAAUCAAGUCAGCAUAUGACAGAGACUGAAGCCUUGACGACAGCUCUUCAAAAAUGUACACUUUCUGCAACGUUGGCAGGUAAUCCUGGGAACUCACACGUUUAAACUCUUUAGUUUUGACUCUUUAGUACUUUAAAAACUGUAACUAAGUGUCACACUUUGACUUUUGAUCCGCACUAAUGAAGAGAUAUGAUGCUGGUUUCAUUUCCAAGAACUGAUACAUGUACUGUUCCACACAAAAGCCUGUCUGGGUUUGCUUUACAUUCACUGGGCUGCUCCGUCAGCCAUGCUAAGUUCAUCUUUCCAGACUGAAAUUAUGCUCUAUUUUCAAAUCAAUUCUCCUUUUGAACAGAUGACGGUGAUUCAUUUAAAAAAGCAGACAUUGAUCCAGAGUCUUUGUUCCAUAAGGGGAGCAGCAGCUUAAAAGUGUUAGAUUCAAGUCUUUACCCAUUUUCCUCUUACUCUGUCGCUGUUGGGACCGAUUGAUGCAGGGAGGUGCUACAGUAUGAUGCAGUAUCGAUUUUUUAGCGUGGCCCUUUUAAAACUCUGUCCUGAUGAUCCGAUGCACUGAUCUUACAGGCUUGCGUCACACUCAGCAGGCUGGAAAAAGACUCUGAAGUUGCCAAAUUUUUUGCACUGUUGUGAAUGAAAUCAACUCCACACCUGGGGUAGAAAGUGACAGAAUACAGAGCACAUAACCCCAGUUUAAUUUUCUCUUUCCAGAUGGACAGGCUCACACUUGAGAUGUGAAUUGUGUUAUGUGAGCCAAGGUGUUUUCCCACCUCGCUGGUGGUGGGGAGAGAUGCUGCACUACGUUGCCAUGACAGCAGAAGUUUUCUUUGUUCUCGGGUUCCUGAUGAGCAGUGCUCAGUGUAAUCCCAUAGUGAACUUACCAGCAAGCCGAGAACGUCUGGAAAAGGUGCUGACCCAGGCCAGGGAAGACAAACAUCAGGAGCAGCAGCAGGCCCCAGAGGAGCAGCUGGGAUACGGAUCUCAGCAGCAGCUGGAGGAAAUCAAUGCCUUAGGCCCCAACAGGACCACAGUGAGCCGCACUAGGCCCAGCCUCAGCACCCAGACACGCAAGUUAAAGGGUGGGAAGCUUCAGGAGCUGUGGAGCGAAUCAGACAGCCUGAACCAAAUAGACGAAGGGCCCACCAGUGACGUCACCCUGUCCCUGGACGCCAUCGACGAGUACGCCUACCCAGACUACAGGGGGAAAGGAUGCAUGGAUGAGAGCGGCUUUGUGUUUGCCAUUGGAGAGCAGUUCACCCCAGGCCCCUCGACAUGCCCUUGCCUCUGCACAGAUGAGGGCCCUAUGUGCACCAAGCCAGAAUGUCCCAAGGUUCACCCUCGCUGCAUUAAAGUGGACACUAGCCAAUGCUGCCCGCAGUGCAAGGAGAAAAAGAACUACUGUGAGUUCCGGGGCAAGAUCUACACCUCUCUGGAGGAGUUUAAGGUGAACCCUUUUAUAGCAUUCACUUACUUUUGACAUGCUCAAAUACAGAAGUGCCAACUAAACACUCCAUGCUGCUCAUGGAGUCUAUCACAGUUACCUUACCUCUCAGCGUGCAAGCAAGCAAGCAGACAGGCAAAUUUAUAAUGGCAAAGGUCAGCAGUUGUCUUUUUUCCUACACAAUGUAUAACUGGAGGGUGAAUUUAGCUGUGCAGCCUCAGCAGAGUGUUUCCAUAUUCAGUCUGUUGAUACACACGAUAGAGUUAGAGUUGUAGUAAUGUAAUAUCUCUGAAGAGCCUGAUGCUGCAUGUAGGUGUUUAUAUGGAGCCGCAGAGAUACCUUCAAUGUUUCAUCUCCUGACUCUUUGAAAGGUUUGACUCAGGAUUGCACCACAAUCCUGGUUUUACUAUUUUUAUAAUUCGCUACAUAAAUCAGUUCCUAAUGCCUCCCUUUAUGCUGCUGAGUGUCUCAGCAUGAGGUUGAGGCUAAUAGGGGAUUUUCUCCCUUAAACUCAGGGAAUUACUGACAGCUCCAUGUCAAGGCUUUGCUGAAGGAAAUCUAUGCCAUUCUUACACAAGCAGCGUACGUCAGCCUUUGUGCUGUAAGGUGUGGAGUGGGGUGCUUUGAAACCAAGCAACAGGCACAUUUUUAUGCUUGAUUGCUAAGUUCUGGGGCAUUGUACUAAGUGCUGCCUCACUCCAUUUUUCAUGGUGGAGUGCUAUGCGGAGGCGCAAGCCUUUGCAAUCUACAGCAAUACUGGUGGAAUUAACCUUUGCUCUCUUGUUAAGACUAAAGGUUUAUGGCGCUGCACAAAUGGCAGCUAAAAGAAGCCUUUCACAGCAAAUGGAGGCCCUUAAUGUAAUUCGACCUACAUCCUAUCAGCUCCUCCAAUUUGUCUGUAUUUUAUUAAUUCAAGAUUUCUCUUCUAGUCAUGUCUAAUGUUUUUGUUCUCACGCCACCAAAUAUUGGAAGCUUUUUUUUUGUUUCCCAUCUGUAUUGAUUUUACCAUAUCCUCUGAUUGGAUUGUUGAGUUCAAUAGUCAGCUCUGCUCUCUGAUGAGGCAUUUAUCUACACUGAAGUUUAAAUAGAUGACUUCCUUAUAGACAUGGCCUGCUGACAUUUAAUUCGUAUAGUCUUAAACAGGCCAGAGAGGCAGGACAGAGGAGGCUGUAUAUAGACACAGCAGUAAACGGAAGGAGAGGAGGACAUGAAAUUAGGAAGCCAGAAAAAUAUGAGAGAGGACUGUGUGUUGUUCAGUGUGUAUGUGAACCUCAGUGUGAAUUGUUGAUAAGAGUGUUAAUAACUCAUUGGUUCCUGUUUUCCAGGUGUCUGCGUGUGAAAAGUGUCGGUGUGAGCCGAGUGGAGAAGUGUUGUGCUCCGUGGCAGCCUGCCCUCAGACCGAGUGUGUGGAUCCAGAGUACGAGCCGGAUCAGUGCUGUCCCAUCUGCAAGAGUGGUGAGUGGAACAACAGCACUUUAUUACAAUAAACCCGUCUCCUCAUGGGGCCUACUGGCUAGCUCCACAAACGCAGACUAGUGUGAAAUUUUUUUUUUUUUUUUUUUGCCCAAGGGCACCUCAGCAGGAGUUAUGAGGGCAACACAGCGCAACUUUUUUUUUUCCACUGACAUAAAGCACGCAGCAUGCUGCACUGCUGAGCCUGGCACUCUCUACAUAUUAGAUGUUGUAUUAGUUCAGAGAUCUAUGUUCUCUUAGGUCUAACUGAAAUGUGGCUGAUCAGUCUGGGUCAUGGGCUGUUUUGUGCAAAACAUGCUGGUGAUGUUUGCAGUCCUGAGAUCAUAUAAUCCAGCACAGGCUCUUGUGCUCUGAUUAGAUUGAUGCAGUUUCAUGGAGAGAUUGGAGCUCUGCUUACAUUUCUCCGACUCUGUGGUUUGAAAGCAUCAGCCCAUCUGAGAAGAAUUCUGGGGCUCACAGUCGAUUAUCUGAAGUUGUUUUGGAUGAUUCCAGACAGCAUGUCCUAGAUUAUGUCCCCUUGUUUUCUUGGUGUGACUCUAAUGCAACAUGGCAAUGUCAGCAACAUUGCUUCCUUCAGCAAAAAGAAUGAUGACUUGUGAUAUGUAUCUUUGACUUACAAUCUUGAAGCGGUGCAGCCUGUCUACUAUAAACAAGAGCAAGUAAUCUGCUCAAAGAGGAAAUCCCUGGGAUGAAGACUAGACGAUAUACAGAGGAUUACAAAGGAAAAUGCUCUCUGCAGAAUUAGCUGCUUAUUAGAAACUCGUGCAGGAAGUCUCACAUUUUAGCUAAACUGUAAUAUUUAAUUCCUCGUAUGCAUUUCCACAUGGUGAACACUACAGUUGACUCUGCAAGUGAGAUGACUGAAAUGACUUUUGCAUUAUCCUCAAAGGAGAAAUGCAAAGUGAGUGUCAAGCGAAAUCCUUGAGCAUCCAAGAUCAACUUCUCAAGACAAUGAACUAUCCGCUUUAUCCAUCCUGAUUACACCACGAUGUCUCAUGGAUCAUUUUAGACUCAUUAGAACAUAAAGACAGGAGCAUUUGCAUGUUAUAAAUGUUCAGUGAUGGUUAUCAAUCAGAAGUUGUCCCGCUCAAAUUAAAAGCUUGUCUCAUAUCCUCCAGAGAUGAUGAGUUGAAAACAUUGGUAGUCACCAGGCGUUACUCAAACUAUUAAUAUUUGCUUACUGUGAUCUUGGGGAAUAAAUGUUGGUCCUUUUGUUCUCUUUUCUGCUGUUCACCCACUUUUUAUGUAUGCACAUAUUGAUCAUGCUGAGAUGGCUUUGUGCAGAGUUUGGGCAGUGCUCCAUGUAUUCCCCUGAGAAAUGCCCAUUUGAUUGGCUGGGUUGCGUUUGCAGGCACAUCAGUGGAGGAGACAGCUGUAGAUACAGUGCAGCAUGCAGAGAUGUUGAAAACGGAAGGGAGCGCGCAUCUGUAUUCAGAAGUCCCACUUAAUCCACGUGCUCAUUCAGCCGACAAGGAUUUUCAGUUUGGAGAUGGCAUCAGCCCCUAUUAGCAUAAGAUUAUCACAUAUUACCAUUCAAUCAACAGAGGAUACUAUGUCUGACACAAACUUACAAAACACAGUUUACCCAAUCCCAGUCUGAAUUAAAGUGCUUACUGUUUUAGUCCUAUGGGAUUAGCAAGUUAAAGAGGCGCAAAACAGCUGACCUGGGACGCAAUCUGACACAGUAAUUUAUUGUGUUCAGGAUUAGCACAGGAGCUCUGAACAUGCAAAUAAUCAGAGCUAAACAUGCUUACAUGUACAUGGUUACUUAAUGCCUGUGUUUAUUCAGACUCAUGGACGUCUCUUUUGUUCAGCAUGUUCUCAACGGAUGAAGAAAGAAAUACAGGAGAUUGAGGUGUUGAAAAUAGAGGAUAAGAAACCUGUAUAAACUGACCUUAUUGUAUGGCUGCACGAUUUUGGCCAAAAAUAAAAUCCCGAUUUUUUUUCUCCAAAAACUUGAUUUUCAAUUUUGAUUUUUUAUUCAAUGACUUCACCAAACUUCACUUAAAGAAUAAAAAGUUUUUCUAUCGUCUCUCAAAAUGAAACAACUGAAAACAAUGUAGUGCAUAUGUCAAGCCAGUGGUGCUGUAAUGCUCCACAGGAAAUGCACAAAAGACAGAAGAAGAACUCAGAGCAUGUGUAUAAAGGUUGUUUUGGCUGGACACGUGCAGGCACCAUAAAAGAAUUACACUGUGUGAAAAAUAAUCGUUUCAAGGGAGAUGCAGAUAGGCAUCCACACGCAGAUGAAAUGGUAGUCACGUGGAUGAAACGCUGGUACGAAGAAAAACUUUUGCGUUUACUUCUAAAUUCGUUUCUGUGUGGAUGGGUUGAUACCAUAGACUGUAUAUACUAUGAACAACUUGGUUCCGCCUCCCGCCAGCAAUUUGAAGCCAAAAAGCUCUCUAUAUUUCUCUUUUCUUCAAUUUUUCUUCUUUCCUCAAAUCAGCAUUGCGCAGUAGCAUUGUACGCAUUUGGCGGGAGAGUCUCUGUGAUGACGCUCUGCUCAAACAGCAGGUGAGCUACGCAAUCCUUGAACGUCAAUAGGCUGCAUCAGGUGUCAAUGAUAGAAAACAUGAACCCCCUAAUAACUUUUAAAAACAGAGCUUCACAGAAAAAAGGGGACUUGAGCACAAACCAGUCUUACUGUAACUACAUGUCAACAUCACAACCAGGGGGGAGAAAAAUUUAUAUUCUGUGUUAUAAAUUUCUAAAGUUUGUCCACAGCUCCAUAAGCUUUGCUGGCAGAGGUGGGAUUUAUGACCUAUACUGCAGCCCGUCAACAGAGGGUGCUGUUCCUGGAGUGGCUUCACCCAGCGAGGAGGCAGACAGCAUCCAUUCUAUAUACAGUCUAUGAUUGAUACUGUCUUCAGACAGACUUUGCAGCGGGAUGUGGUUUGCUCUUCAUCCAAAACGCAAAGCCAUACCAAUUCCACAUCACUGACUUGUUCUUGCCCUAUUUAGUCAUGAAAUUAUCGCUGGGACAAAUGUCUCAUGCAUUUGUCCCAGUCAAGUUGGAUAAUAUCAGUCAGAGAGGGCGGUACUUUUCAAAGAUAAUUCAAAGGAGAUUGUAACUUUGGAGUGUUUGAGAUCUGAUUUCAAAAACUGUUCAAGAAAGGAUGAUGAAUUGAUAAAUGUGUCAUUUCAGCUGGAGACAUUUUUGAAGUAUUUGCUAAAAGACAAGUUAAGUACGGUUCCUCCACUCUUGGUCAGGUCAGGGCCCUACAGUUAGUAAUAAACCUCAGAGAAGCAUGAUACACAGAGUCCACCUUUCUCAGACAUAGAACUUUAGCUGAUGUGCUCAUAUACAACAGGUCUUCAUGAUUUAAAAUAGAUUAAAAAGUUUAAAAGUUUUCAAUCCUGCUGUGCUACAUCCACUACACUUACACCUGUGCUAAAAUAAAAUGCAACCCUUUAAACACUUGUGCUCAGAGGGACAAACAGCAGAGCAGAGUGGUCCCAAUGAAGAGCUGAAUCAGUCUUUACAUUAACCACUCAGUGCAGCAGUCAGUCAGUCAGUCAGGCUGUUUAGGAGCGACAGCAGGUGAGCCAUCUCUGCUGACAGAUAAAAACAUUUUCAGGUUUGUAACAAAGACUUGAUUCCUCAUUUGUCUCCCUCUGCUGGUGUUUUCCACAUACCUGGGAUUAUCAGAGCUCAAACUGUUAAUUAAGCAGAGUGGGUUAUCUCUGUCUCUGCAUGCGUUAAUAACCCCUCUUGUGACAGGGAAUAUUUCUGGCUCUGAUUUGAUGAACGGUGCUGCUGGGGGUGUCACCAUGUAAAAAGGAGCUGUCAACAUCCUCCUCAAUCAGCUAACACCUUUGAUAGAGUCAGACUCUGCUGUCUGGUGGUCACCUUCUGUCUAGUGGAGAAAAUGGAGGUCUGUGACAGAGAAUAAUCCAUCACUAAUACGUCGCUCCCAACUCCGACUGUCACACGCUUUAAUUUGCAUUCGCAGUAUACUUCACACUAGACCUGGCACUAUAAAGUAAACAUGACAUGUAGCAUGCAAAAAGUGAUCUACAUAGGAGGAGACCUUUUAUAAUAAUGGUGAGAAAAAUGACUAACAUGACCAAAAGUAAAUGAGACGUUACUCUCAAGGCACCACUGAUCCCCCUUCAGCUCCUCUCAGUAUCAAGAGGAUUACACAUUGGAUUUCACUUUGUCUUUUAUUCAUGAUGCCUCUUCGCCAGGUAUUACAGAUGCUGUGAUUUAAAUGAUGAGGAUCGAUGAUUGUCGACUCCCAUCUCGCCACUGUUGAUCAUACUGCACUCAAUGCGAAUCAGCAUGGUGGCGGCAGUUUCUCCGUAAUGAAAUAGUGAUGAUGUGGAAUAAGGUUAUUGGAGGUUGUCAGAGAGUUCCUGCUCAGGUGGAGUUGUUUGUCUUAUUUACAGAUGUUGUGUGAAGGUUGGACAGAUGUUAGGACCUCUCAGGAGCUCUGCUGCACCUGCAGUGCCACAUCAAAGCUGGGCUAAUUAAUGGAAGUUAAAUUGAGAAUAUGACAGCCAUGCCACCAAGAAGAAAAACAAACCGUUACAGUGCUGAAAAAAGGGUUUCUCUUUUUGUCACAUAAAAGGAGAGAAAAUAAUUCAUAAAUAAUCUUUGUCUUUGACACUAAUCUAAAACCCCUCUCCCACCAUUUUACCAUUUUUUCAACUAUUGAUAUAAAUCAUUAUGAAGUAGUUCAGUGUUUGAUAGGUUCAUCAAAUAUGCACAGGCAUUAUCUUGGCCUUUCAGGCAUGCAAAAUCAAUGCUUACGGCAGAGCACCCUGUCUCAGAUGUGUUAUUCAGCCUGUAUGCGAGGAGACACUUGGGGAAGAGCCAAGGGAGAAAGAUGAAAGUGAGAGGUAUCGCUAACAUCCACCCCAGACAGUUGUUCAUGAAUAUCAAAGAACAGCUGUGAAUGGAGGCAGGUUCUCAUCAUUUUUUACUCAUUAUCUCAAAGCACUGGAACACAUUGCAAUUAAAUGGUGUCAUACCCUGGAAAAGUUUGUCGCCAUCAUUCACUCGCCAACAGAAAGUUUAAUUAAACAAAAUCGAUUAUUCCUAAGAACACCUACUCAAUACAAGUCAGAGAGGGAAACAUGUAUCUUUAGUCUACUCAUUUCUGCUCCACAUGUUUUCAAUUCUACAGCAUAUUGUUUAAAAGGCACAGAAGUAUUUGUUGUCAUUUUUUUAGCCCAGUGUUUUCUCUUUUGAAGAACGGCAGGAAACAAUUUAUGCAGAAGAAGCUGUCUUGUUGGCACCACCACCAUGUCUCCCUCCCUCUUGUCCUGUGCUCUUACAGGGUAUCGCCUUGGUAACGCAUGAGGAAACAAGUGGUGCUCUUCAAGACUCAGACAUUAGGGUCAACACUAAUCUGGGUGGUAGUGGGGAGGGGCGAUAAACAGUCUGAACCCCAGCCAAAAUCACUUCUGAAAGGGCAGCACGAGACAUGGUAGCCUGUUUGCCAAGAGGUUAGAGACUUAUUUAAAUGAAGACAGGCAUGAUUCAUGAUGGCCUUUCUGAAGAUGUGCUAGGUUUUUUACAUAACAAAGUAUUAAAAACAGGAAGGGGAGGGAGAUGUUGUGGUUUGUCUCUCCGAAGCAGCCCCCAUCUCAUCCUGAUAACACAGACAAGCAAUAAUGUAGCAAACAGAGCAAAUCUCAGCUAAUAAAUGCAUGUUGGCUGGGACCUUCAUGCCUUAGUUACUGUUGCUACACCUGUCGAGCUUGCUGUUAUCAUGGCAUAUACAGUUUAUAAUGGUGUCUACACCUUUAAAUCUGUAGGAUUUUUGAAACAUUAAAUCACUGAUAUUACAUCAAGAGGUGAAAAAAACAGUCCCCUUAUUUUAUGCUCAUGACUGUACUUUCAUUAACCCAUGCUGUGGGCACUAAUGUAUCUCCAUGCAGCUUUUGAACAUCGGAAACGAAUUGUAUAACACUUUCUCUAGUCUUCUGACCACUCAAAGUGCUUAUACAUAAUUGACACAGUCACCCAUUCACACCUCAUUCACACACUGAUGGUGGAGGCAGAUUUGGACUUAUCCCAUUCACAUAGCGAAACCAGUGGCGGUGGGUGGGGCCAAGUGUCUUGCCCAAGGACACUUCUGCAUGUUGACAGCCCUGGGAUUGAACCCCUGACCUUCCUACUGGAAGACAACUGACUGAGCCCCAGCCGACCAUUGACAGUGUGCCGACAACAAGUUCAGUGGUCUUUCUACUCUGAAGAGCAGAGGGUGCAGCAUCCAUAACUUCCAAAGAGAUGUCAAAUCUUGACCCUGGUUCACCUUAAAAAUGGGCUUUCCUGCCUUACUUAUUUAUAGAUUUAUUUAUUAUAUUUGUAUGUAUGUAUUUUUUUUUUUUUAAGUGUUCUUAUUUCUUUAAAAGGGAUCAUGAACAUUAAUCAUUAGACAGUUAAUAAUUGCUGCAUAUUGCUAAUGUUGCUCAUCGGCAGUCUCUUUUAUUGUAAUUUUGUUUACUUAUUACCUUUUUUUUCUAUCUGUCUUUUUAUUUGCACUGCGGGUCCAAGAGGACUGUAAUUUCAUAUAUGCUGUAUGCUGUCGUACAGAAAAAAUAACAAACGUACGGCAUGACUCACAUAUCACUCUUAACCCGUACUGUCAUACGUUUCAUUCACAGUCAUGGUUAGCUUCAUGCCCAAGACACUAUGCCAUCCCCUUUGCAUGAUACAGUUUUAUUCCGUGUUUGCAGCCAAGUGUGUUAGGUUUUUUUUUUAUGUGUGUGUGUGUGAUUUUGAGCUCCUAUGAUAGUUUCUUUCUGAAUAUUUUAAUGAUACGCUGUAAAUUAAAAAAUCUAAAAAAUAUUUGUAAUUGUAUGCUGGGGAAUAUUAUUUAAUAUUAUUGCAUUUUUCUUUGAGGUUUAAUAAAGUUCUUUGUAUCUUAUUCUUCUGAAAUUGUUGCACUACUUGCUCACACAGUCUCUAACCAAGUGAUGAGCCCUCUUCUAUCUUUACUUCUGAGACUCAACCUCUCUGAAGUAGAGCUCCUUCUAUUCCCAGGCAUGUUACUGAUUUGUUAAAAAUAAACCCAAUAAAUUGAGAUGAUCCCCCAGGAUUUUUUUUCUUUUUCCUUUACAUUACUCAUCUUUUUAAUAACAAGUUUUCCCCAUCUUGAAUUUUUUUAAAUGUCUUGCUGGCAUCAAAUCUAAAAAGAGUAAACAUUUUAUGAAUUUUAUUAACUUUUUAUUGUAAUCUGAAUUAAUAACCAUGUAUUUUAUAUUUGUAGCGUAAUGAGGUGAAAAGAUGAUAAUUUAUUUUGACUAUGAAAUAUUUCACUGUCAUACUGUUCUCAUCAAAUCAUAAUUGUGAUCCAAUCCUAUGGCUUUAACAUAAUGAGCCUUGGAUCAAUAUUGUAUCUAGAGCAUUGCUGUAAUAUAAGACAAAGUGAAUACAUUAGUAAAGGUUUAAUGGUGGUAAUCUUCAUAUUUUUAUUCAUCUAUAAAGAGCAGUGAGCGAAAGGGCAGCACAGCUGUACAGCUUCGACUCCCAGCAGUUAUAAGGUUGGGGGAGGGGGCGGCAGGACAGUUAACUCCCUGUGGUUACAUAUUUGGUUUUACAUUUUGGGAGUUUUUUCUUCUUUCACAUCAAUUAUGGCCUUAAGGAGAGCACCAGCCCUGUGGAGGACAAAAGGAGACAGAAUGAAAUAAAACAAUUCAUCUUUAAAUGAAUACUUAAAUUUGCCAUUAAUUAAUUAAAAUGUGAAUUAAAUAAAUAAAUGUGUCACUAAUUCAUUGAAAUAACAGUUCAUUUAAAGUAAAUGUAAAAACAUAUAUAAUUAUGUCACUAUUUAACUAAUAAUUUCAUGGACCUGUGUUGCAGUGCUUCAUGAAUUUAUUUUAUCUGUCAAACUCACCCAUCAAAGUCAGUGGGCAGGACUAAUGCUGAUCUAAUGUGAUCCAUUACUUUGGUCUGAAGCCUGGAGGUCUUUCAAAACAUGGCAGCUACAGAGUAUGUGCUCCAACUUUCUCGGGAGUAGGUUAUUGAUAUUUUAGACCUUGCAGAGUAUGUGGAAGCGGGACCUGCUGACCCAGAGCAUGUAGUGUUUAAAGCAGAGGAAUUAUAUGAAAUUUUUGGAGUGUUUCCCGCUCUCUCUGACCAAGAUAUUGACCUUAGAGAGGCUGCAUCAAUCCAUUAUCUGGAGAGGAUCUGUCUUGACUUGAUGUGCCGGGUAACCAGUCAGGUGUUAGGAUCCGCCCACUGACUUUGAUGGGUGAGCUUGACAGAUAAGACAAAUUUAUGAAGCACUGCAACACAGGUCCAUGAAAUAGUUCAUUUAAGAGGGAAGUAAUUAUAUAUUUUUUAAUCAAAUGAAGUGUUAUUUGAAUAAAUUACUGAGACAUUGAAGUGUUUAUUUUAAAAUGUACUUAUACAUUUCAUUCUGUCCUUUUGUCCUUACCUGCCAUGUGAGCUCUUGUGCUCUGCUUCGGCCUGUUUCUUCCUACAGCAAACAUAUUGCUUAUCAGAAUGAAAUCAUUAACCAUCGGGAGUUGUUUUUUUUUGUUUUUGUUUUUCAUGUUACAUGCUGACUGCUAGUCAUCCUCAAUGAUAAGUCUGUACUGAUUGUAUUUUUUAGAUGACAGCGGUAGAACAGAGAUUUUCCCUGAUGUCAUAUAUCUAUAAAAGGUUGAAGUUAUUUUCUCCUUAUUUUUCAUCCUCUGAUUUAAUUUGUUUCUCACAAAGUUAUAUUUUACUAUCUAAAGGCCAUUUCCAUCACUGGACUCAGAGUUAUGAUUAGACAAGGAAAAAGUCACUAUAAUGGAGGUAAUUGUAGGUCACUUCCAGUCUGAGCAAUUACAGCAGUGCUGGGUCACUAAGUGGUCAGAUUGUUAGAUGUUAUUUUUUGUGUUUUCUUUUAAAAAAAGCUAAGUUAGUCUAAGUCUUUAAUACAUUUUUCAUUAUACUAAAGUGGAGCAUCACUAAACGUCUUGAACAAAAGCUCACAGACUAACAUCAGAACUUUCAUCUGCUCUCUCCCUCUACUGCUGCUGCUGAAGUACUUGCAGGUUUCCCCGGGAAGUCUCUCACCUGGACACUGCUGUGAUUUCUGGCCGGGGUUUGUGGCACUGUGCCGGUGAAGAACAUUUGUAAUGACAGUCCUGCUUCUUGUGAGCAGCUGGGCUGUUUAGCCGGAAAGAUUAUCAGCUGAAACAGUUGCAGGAGAACAACAUAUGCAAAAUAAAAAUGCAUAUGAGGUGGCGCUAUAGAAAUGUAAAUAGCUUCAAAACAAACUGUCUGCAGUUAAAGUGUGAAGCAGCCCAUAUUUUAAAGUCCAAAAGUGUUUCCCACAGCACUCUUUAAGAAAUUAUUCAUGUUGUUGCUAAAUCAUAGUCUCUCUGUGCAAAGUUCUUCACUCCCCGUCUUUUACAAAGCAAGGUCAUUUUUAUUCUGCAUUUAUAAUGCAAAUGUACUCAAGAAAUGCAUUAGGAUGAGUGAUUCCUGCUAUUCCUCCUUUUACCACUAACCUAUAAUGGAGCUAAGCAGGUUUCAGAAUUAAGGGGUGUGAUCAUCUGGAUGCAUCCUCAUUUCCCUGUCCAUUUUCUGCCUCUGCUACAGAGCCAAAAGCCACAGGUGCUAAUGGCUAUCUUUUUCACAUGCUGUCCUUGCCAACUUCAAGCACGCUGUAGUGACAGUUUCAGUCCAACUGUUCAUGCACAUGCACAAUCCAUUUGUCUGAGCCUCUAUGGGUGUCGGUGAAAGCUCUUGGAAAGCCUGAUGUGCCUAUAAAAAUCUCUUACAGCCACAGCGAGUAAGAGGCAGACAAAACCAGAGAGUGAUGGGGAGAUGGGGGUAUGUUAUGUUAAUAAAGCAAUGACAAAAAGGUGGGUGUUAUAUGAAUAGCAGAAUAAUAAGGUGACAGCGAUGAGUAAGCACGUCGGUGCCGAGUCCAUGCAUUAAUUAACACAAAUGAGUGUCACGCUACUGAAAAUGACUGGCUGACAGGUUGUGGUUUAAUCCCAGUUCCUGGGGGAAGUGCUUUCCAUUUAUUUUGUAAAGUGCAUGAUUGUUUUUUGCAUUUUUCUCUCAGAGGAUAUCCUUGACAUAUAUGUCUUCUUUUUGUGUGAGAUGCUAGUGUUCUAAAUGCUGCUAAUGAUGAUGAAUCAGUAGCGACAGCAGCCCGGGCCACAGGAUGAGUUGUUAUUCAGAUAGGGCGUGUGCGUGUUCAUCUGAGGACUUAUAAAUGUGUUAGGGUUGACAUUUUGACAGGCGUCGGCAAACUGUUCACAUUGAUUGAUGUGCCAACACGCUCCUCCUGGAUACCGACAUCCAAUGAAAUGUGCUGGCUACAGCUGAGAGACUCCCCAUUUAUCAGCAUCUUAAUUAUACAGCAGAGUGGCUUAAGACCUUGUUAGUUUAAGGGAAAUGGCCAUUGUUAUGCUAUACCUGAUGUUGUGGAAGCAAUUCCAACAGUGUUUAUAUUUUGCCAUGCAGCUAAAGAGAUAAUGGAUGAUUUAUGAGCCGUUUUUUCGAGCCACUGGUUGAGGACAGGUGCGCUUUCAUUUGACACCCUUCAAAUCAUUUUACCAAAUGGAGGAAGUGGCUGAUACAAAGAGGACAUCUUUUGGUGUUGUAGGCUUGUCGCAGGGACUUUUUGUGCAUAAAUGUGCUGGCUGAGAGAGGGCAGCAGCGCCAGAAUGAGCUGGACCUCGGUGGUAGUGUUCAGCUCCUCACAGGGCUUAGUUUCUGAUAAAUACCUUGAACAUUAAAAUUUCCAUUAGUGAGAUCCAGUUUCCCCCAAAAUAAUAAAAAAUGAACAGUUCCUUAGGGUGCUCCAGAGAAGUCUAUUAAAGCAGUGAGUAACAGUGCUUAAUUUGGUUUUUAUACACAAAUCCCACUGUGUGCAUUACAACCUUGAAGUUACAUUUAGAGGAAGUCAGCUCUCAGCAACAUUUAUGCUCUUCUUGCUGUGUUACCAAUCUGAAGCAGCAUUAAAUACUGUUAUUAUUCACGGAAAAGAAGAUAAUUAAGGGUGCAACUUGUACAUGUCUGAGACAAUGGAUUAGGAUGUUAUUCAGCUGCUCAAGAAUAGAAAGCAAUCACCGGGAUCCCAGAAUACACCUCUGUCCUGAUGGGAAAUGACGAGAAGUUCUUCUCUGCAUCAACCAUGAGUGGUCACUUAGUAGUCUGAAUAGCAUGGAAAUGACGGCCAGUAGAAAAAUACCUUCAGAUCAGAUACAGAGCCAUUUGAUAAUUCAAAGCAGAUGAGAGGAAAUGUCAGGAGUUACCAUUCCCACCUUCGAAGGGCCCCCAGUCUUCAUAAUCAUGCUGAUAAAUCCUUCAGUCUGACAGAGACACUCACCAACAUCAGCAGAAACAGAGCGUCCCCUCUGUGCACAGUCUUUCCACACAGUUUUAUGAAACAAUGAAGAAAAGUCCAAAUAUUCAAACUCAUACUCUACUCAGAGAAAAGAAAUGAAGGCCAGCACUUUUGGUCUCUGGUGAUCCCUCUGGUCUCAGACUAACUACAUCAAAGUUUACUUGGAUGUCAUAGAGUGAUCUUAAAGAAACAACUGAAGAUGACUAACUGCAGCAAACUCCAGGAGGAAAUCUGGUAACUGCAACAGAUAUGGUGUCUAAAAGUAGACAAGAAAACAAUAUCUGAAGUCCUGUCCUACUUUCAAACUUGUGUCCCACUGGCCUUCAUCAUACAUUGUAUUCGCACAUGGAGGAUUUUCUUUCAUUAGUCUCUCAGACGAGGUGUAAUGUGCUGUGGCAGGUUUAUUCUGUUCCUUUAUUCUCAUAUAUACUUACUAUUUAUGUUCUUUUGUCCAAGUUAAUAUCGAUGUGAUAAAGCAUUGACCUACUUCAGCUUCAGUCUGCUGUUAUCCUUUAAAAUCACAAAAAAUAAAUGAAAUUCAAUGUACACUUUUUUUCAGAGAGGCUCUUACAUCACCAGGAGUAGUACUAGAUAUCCAACCAAGAAUAGCACUAACUCUUUUUCAUGAGACCAUGGAGAGAAAUCAAAUGAUUAUAAAGGCUUUGUGCUCUGUUUCAUUGCAAUAAACAAGCUCAUGAUAAAAGAUUUAAAGCAUCAGGUUUGGAAGUAAUCUACAGAGAAACAACUCUGUGGGGACAGACGGAGCUGAGUAGCUUUUUGGUAUAUUCUUUUUGUUUUUUGCCGUUUUUGCCUUUAUUUACAGAGUAGCGACAGGAAAGGAAAGGAGCUGUGCGAUUGACGUGAACCCAUGCUGGCCACUUUGGGCAGACUCUUUACAUUUGAGUCUGGAGAGCUUUCAUCAAAAGAAUUCAUUACUUGCAUGAAUUAUUUUUAUGUGGCAGUAGGCUAUGCUCUGGGAGCUCCCUGCUCUUUCACGCGCUUUUGUGGUAUACAAAAGCCUGUAGUGGGGAGAGCACACCUUCCCUCUGUUUCAUGGGCAGGGAGAGCAACAGCGAAAAAGAACAGGACACAUGACACUAGUAAGAUUAGACAUGGCAGAAACUGAGGAGCUGGGGUGGCAAGCCAGAAGCAAGAGAAGAAGGCAGGUGAAAUUUUGGCCAUUCAGACAUUUGGGUAUCAGCUGAGCUGUCCUGUCUGAACUACUGCUAUACUAAGUGUAUGCGGCGAGCAGAGACUGCAAGCCAUCAGGGUUUAAUGAGUGCUAUCAAGCUAACUGAAUUAUUGAAAAUCUAUGAUGUGGCUGUCUAGUUUUUUUUCUAACAUUUGAAAAAGAGCAUGUGUGAAAGUUCUUAUAGGUCCUGGAUUUUUGAACAGGUGGAAAACCAAAAGUUUGUGAUAAAGCUCUUUGAUUCAGGAUAAACAAAUGAAUUCAGACACAACCAGUUUGAACUGUAUUAGUAAAGAUUAUGAUAAUAAAUGUGCAGAAAGUGAUCUUCUUCUCAUGACAGAUGAGACAAUGGUCAUUAACUACAACAAGUUCACCACAGGUACAAAUACUCACAGCCUCCGUUCAUCCUUCGACAGUUUUUAUUAUGUAGUAUUUUGAUGAAUUUAUUUAUUUAAUUAUUUAGGAUCCCUGAGCUUCCUCUGGUCCACACAGAGUGAGACAAGAAGAGAGCAUCAAAAACUAGAAAAUUCCCCCUGGGCAAUUUUGAAAGGGUUCGUGUACAUUAAGAUGAAAUUUUUUAGAGAUUUCUAAUAUUAAAAGUAGUGCUGUCAAAUGAUUAAACUUUUUAAUCAGAUAAAUCAAAGGGUUACUGUGGAUUAAUUUUGAUAAAUCACAAAUAAACAUCAUUCAUUUGUAAUAUUUAUUAAUCGUGUUUCACUUAAAAGAGCAAAGAGAUUCAAGAAAGCCAGAGUGCUAGCACAGUCCCUGACUAAUGUAUGCUUCAUGUUAAUGUUGUCAUGAAAUGCUCUGUUAAUUUAGUUUUUCACUGGUUUUGUUAUCUGAGUGUAUUUUCUGUGUGUUUUCCCCAGUAAUUCUGUUCCCUAUUGUUCCUGUUCCCGUCCAGUCUUGUGAGUUUUCAGUUUGUGUUUAACCCUGUUUCCCUCCUGUUCUCUGUUUUAAUCCUUUCAAUCAGUUUUCAGUGUUACCUGUUUAAUUUUGUAGUAGUUUAUUCCUUGUGUUUCUAGUCUGGUUUUACUUCCUUAGUUUUCCCUCCUUCGUUAAUCACCCAUGAGUUUCACCUGUAUCUCGUUACCCAGUGUGUAGUCUCUGUCUUCCCCUCUGUCCUGGUUGGUUCAUUGUGUAUGUUGAUUUGUGUGUGUGUGUGUGUGUGUGUGUGUGUGUGUGUGUGUCCUGGUUCGCUCCAUGUGACUUUGCCCCAGUGAUUUUUGUGGAUUUUGUCUUUUGGAUUUUUCUCUUUUUGUUGCUUUUUUCAGUUAAUGCUUUUAAUUGCAUCCUUUGUUCUGCAUUUGGGUCUUGAUCUUUGUUGAACCCUACGUGGCUCAUGACAAAUCAGGAAUUUUAAGCCGGAAAUCCAUCGGUGAAAAGAAAACUCCUUCCUGCAGAGUGUAAAUAAGAAUUUACGUCAGCUGACUGUUCCAUCAUGGAUUUUGUACUCAAAUUUCCCAUGGAGAGGGCCAGCGUGCUGUUUAGCAUCUUGCCUAUCAAGUUGUUUGGAGCCUGUCACUACUGGAUCAACAGCCCAUUUAUGUCUGUGUGGCUGGAACAAACUGGCUGAAAUGCAUUUCCAGACACUUUUCAGGGAUUUAGAGUCAUUCUGUGCUGCAGAUGGGUUAAUUAUGUUAAAAUUUUGUCAGAUUAAUCAUGAUGAUGAAUUCAUCUGUAUUAACCUGUUAAUUCUGACAGCCCUAAUAAAUACUAGGAGCAUAAUCAUAUAAUAAAAAAACAUUGUGACUUUUGUUAAACGAGCACACCUACAACAUUCUUUUGUCAAGAAUUUUUUAUACAAAAAAGAAAAUGGUGAAAAGUGGUGUAGGUUCAUGUGACGGUAGAAUUAAGCGGGAGGACCUCUGUGGAACAAUUUAUAAGAUGGUGCAAAUCAUUGGAAAUAUAAAGACAGUGUCAGUGACAAAGCUACAACCAGCUACUUGACAAGACACUGAUUUAAUAUUUCAUUGUUGCUGGUUUUGCUGCUUCUAGGUCCAAACUUGAAUUUAUCACAGUUUCGUUAGAGAUAAUAUAUAAUGUUUAAAAUCGUUUCGAUCAACUCUUUGUUAUAAAAGAUGCAAAUCAGAGCCCAGUGAACUGAAUCUCUGUCCAGUGUAAUUAUGACUGCAGUUUCACCAAAAGUGUAAUUAUAGUCUUUUUUCAUGAUGGUCCCACCCGGACAUGUUUAUUGCACUUUUAUUCGAGGUCAGAGAUGGAAAAUUAAACCCAUAGUGGCUGCAGAAAGAGUGUUUCAUCUCUUGAUUUUGCAUAAAGAUCAUUCCUCCUUUAUCUGUGUGUAAUAGCUUUUCAUACCUUACUAGAUCAGUAGGGAUGGCAGGAUGGCAGCAUUGCAUUGUGGGAAAGCCAGGGCUAAAUUUUUAAUCUAAGAUAUUACACAAAUAUCUUAGAGAUAUAAAUAUGAGAGUGAAAUUCUACAAAUUUAGACACUUGGUGUAACCUUAUUAUUCAUUUUUUAUUGGCUGAAGAAAUGAGUUUAAAAGGAGAAAAUGUAAAGUAAUAAAUGAAAUGUGAUAUGAACGCAAAUGUUUUUAAGUUUUUUUCAACUGAAACUAAAAUAUAAAGGACCAAAAAAGACUCAAAGGUAGAGGUAAGGAGUUUUUGAGUUAAAGAUACAUGUACAUCAGGUAAGAUCAUUUUUUGUUCAAUUCUGCCUGAUAAAAGGAACAACAUUUUCUCUUUUCCAUAUUCAAGAGUUUCCGGGUUGUUGUACCUCCCCGUAUAUCACUGGCAUCAAGGGUGUCUGUGAUUGCGGGGGGGUUUCAGACUGAAUGUGAUCCUGCCACAAAAGAAUGUGACUUUCUGUUGCGUGUUCAGUCCUCUGACUGUGUUUUACACAUUGAAUGGGGUGUCCUUGGUGGGCCUUGCAGCAGAAAAAUAACACAGAUGAGUGUGACCUCAACGCCACAGUUAUUCUUUUCUGUUUGACUCCAUCAUCACCAGAAGAAGGACUUUUUCUCCUCUCUGUCUGUAUCUAUUCAUCAAAUCUGGUUUUCCACAGUGAAAAUGAUCAUCAAACUUUUGUUUGCUUUUGUCCACUGAGCUUAACAGUCUACAGCUAAAUGGUGAUUAAUUAAUGUAUUUGUUUAUUUAUUUUUAAGUUGAGUUGUAUGAGGUCCUAGUCUGUUAUCUGUAAUAAUAGGUUUGCUCACCCUGAGUAAUACUGGUCAGCUCCGUCACUUGAAUGAAAAGCUGGUCUGGGAACCAGUACAGGAGGUGGACUAUGAACCCCUGCAGCUCUUCUACAUGAUUUUGUUCAUUUUUAGAAACUCCAGACAGACAUUCAUGUCCAUGUAUGUAUGUAUGUGCUUUGUUUAGAAAUCUGUCUAUCCUUUACCUUGUUGUGAGGGAGCCCUUUUGUUUUUGCUCCAUUCUCAGAUGAGGCAUAAACAUGAUCCUCUGCCUGCAGCACACUGACCUGCUAGUUGUGUUUUUAAUACACAAGUCAACUUGACUUUUGCCCAGUGCUCAAGUAUAUCAUGAAUUUAUUCACUCUACACCAAAUGCAGCUCAUCAUCAUGCAGACACAGGAAUGGCUGUAGAGUUGAUUUCAGCUCUGUCUUCCUCUAAAACACCUGAUAAGGUAAACACCAUGUGGACCGUGGGUCCUCUCAGUAUGCAAUUAAAAACUCUGAGAGCUUUUCUGAGGUCUAAAGAGAGUCUGUAAAACACUGUUGCAUUCAGUGCUACAGCAGGAGGAGACUGAAACUGUUGUUCCUCAUGGUUGACAGCAGGAAUGUUCUAUCUUCAUAGGCUCACAGUUUACACACCUAAAGACUAGUUCAUGCAGAUUACUAAGGAUCUCUCCUGUGUCCCUCUUAGUUUUUCUCCCCACUCCUUUGUACCAAGAGACUCGUUUUUCCUCCACAUAAAGAUGUCACUCAUAAAGAUGUCUUCUUGAAUAUCUACAGUAAAUGACAUGUCUGUGUUGUUGUCAGAAUUGGUCCUUUUUAACUGUGGAUGUAUUUGUGUAUCCUCUAAAACCUGCAGACCCAAACAGCUGAUCACUGUGCUGCAGGCAGGAGAACACAUAUGUGCUGUGUCUAAGAAAAGUGCACAAACAAACAGCUUGUCUGACAGCCAAGUUAAGUGCUGAAAAACCUCCAAAUAGAGCAACAGUGGGUUUGGCUAAAUGAGUUGAAUUAUGGAGUAGGGUUGGCCCUGUUUGCAGUGGUUUAUAACAUAGCUUCUGUUUCAGCUGAGCUGACCAGGAUCCGCUGUGACUGAUACACUUACAGAUGACAAGUAACAGGCUCACUGAAAAGGCAAACUACUCCUUUAACUCACAGGAACAGAGCAAAUCAUCAUUUUACAGGUUCAGUCCUCAAUUUUGUAACAUGGAGCUGCUGACUGCAAAAAGAAGCGACACAAAGAUGUAGACAGCCAAUCUGAGGAGCCUUUGGAAAUGUAUAAAAGCACUAAAGAUUUUCUGUUUCUGUUUUUUUCACCUGCAGGACCCAACUGCUACGCAGACACGGCAGUGAUACCGGCCGGCCGAGAGGUGAAGAUUGAUGAGUGCACAAUCUGCUACUGCACAUAUGAGGAGGGCACAUGGCAAAUUGAGCGUCAGGCCACCUGCAGUAAGAACGAGUGCCAGCAGAGCUAGAGACUGGCAGGGUGAGAGGGGACAUUGGCACACAACACCAGCGCCAAUCUGCAUGUAAACUCUCUGGCCUUUCAGCCACUCCACCGGACAUCAGGGUUGACAGCAGCCCCUGAGCAUUUUAGCGUUUCUAGUCACUCCUGUAUAAUGGAAGAAAAAAAAAACUGAAAAAACAAACUAAACCUGAAGCUUUUUUGAGAGUUUGUAAUCCACACACAGAAUAUCUAUUUAUCUAUGUAUUGAUUUAUUUAUGAACAUAUAUAAAUAUAGAAGUCAUUAAUGCUGAACUAGUGAAAAGGUAUUUUUUAUAACCUCUGUAUUUUAAUAACUAAUGUAUUGUUGGACCAGAGGUCAUAACCAGAAUGUAUAUAAACACACACAGCUGUCUUUGGCGGUCAGUGCCUCCAUGUCUCCAAUGGGGUGUCAUCUGCCAAAUCAUGACACCUGUCCCUCUUACACCAAAGUGCAGACUAGACCGUGAGUGAUCCAUUGAGGCAUUAUGGGUAAGACUUGGCUGUGUGAGAAGAUACUGAGGAAAAUGAAGUAACUUUCACAAGACUUGACUGUUUUCUGAUCUCUUUGAUUCUUUGGUUGUUGAGAUGUGUUUUUAUUUAGAGUGCUUUUUUUGUAUUUCUCUUGUCCCACCGUAUGUUUACGUUUCAAAUCAAUAAACAAAUAAAUAGAUCCAUGAAAAAUAAAUACAUAUUGGUCAGCUUUA
Messenger RNA from Xyrichtys novacula (pearly razorfish), 28797 nucleotides. The record is from the annotation of a GenBank genome assembly. Lineage: Eukaryota; Metazoa; Chordata; Actinopteri; Labriformes; Labridae.